Molecule: messenger RNA, 1062 nt
Organism: Brugia pahangi
Lineage: Eukaryota; Metazoa; Nematoda; Chromadorea; Rhabditida; Onchocercidae
Source: the annotation of a GenBank genome assembly
AUGAGUGAUGCAAACACUAACCUAAUGGAAAAAAAUCAUAUUCCAAAUUAUGGGUCAACAACAAAUUUGGUUGAAGAAUUUCACUGUCAUAGUGAUGAGGGUGACAAGCCAACAACCGAUCGACGAGCCAUUCGUACUCUUUGGACAUCUGCGAUUAUUUGCUUAAUUUUUAUCAUUUCUGAAAUUAUUGGUGGCUAUUUAGCUCAAUCAUUAGCAAUUAUCACGGAUGCGGCGCAUUUGUUAACUGAUUUUGCCGGUAUGUUGGUAUCAUUAUUUGCUCUAUAUGUGUCCAAAAAACCCGCGUCACAACGAAUGAGUUUUGGUUGGCAUCGUGCUGAAGUAAUGGGUGCAUUCAUUUCCGUUUUUAUGAUUUGGAUCAUAACCGGAAUAUUAGUUUAUAUGGCAAUUGAUCGAAUCACUAGAGGUUCAUAUCAUAUUGAUGCAUCUAUUAUGGCAAUUACUGCUGCACUUGGUGUUAUCGUUAAUUUCAUUAUGGCAAUAUUGCUUUAUUUUGGUGGACAUACACAUUCUCAUAGUGGUCAUGCGCAUUUGUCGCACUCUACAAAUUCGCCUAAUAGCGCCAACAUUAACGUAAGAGCAGCAAUGAUUCAUGUUAUCGGUGAUUUAUUGCAAAGUAUUGGAGUGCUUAUUGCUGCAUUACUUAUUUUUUGCAAUGAUUCGUGGUCUAUUGCAGAUCCAAUUUGUACAAUAAUUUUUUCAAUCAUUGUCCUUUGUACGACAAUUUACAUUGUUCGAGAUGCAAUGUUUGUCCUACUUGAAGGUUCACCAUCAAACAUUAAUUUUCGUACCGUAUUUGAUUCAUUGGAGCAAAUUAAUGGUGUUGAAAAAGUGCAUAAUUUACGAAUAUGGUCAUUAACGCUUGAUAAGAUAGCGAUAAGUGUACAUUUGGAGAUUACACCAGGCGCAAAUGCCCAAUGGAUUUUAAAACAAACAACGCAAAUGUUACGAGAUCAAUAUAAUGUGAUGGAAAGUACGGUGCAAAUUGAGGGUUAUAAUCCGGAAAAGCAAGAUUGUAAUCGAUGCAUACCGCCACCUUUAUAA